Molecule: messenger RNA, 3826 nt
Organism: Pseudo-nitzschia multistriata
Lineage: Eukaryota; Bacillariophyta; Bacillariophyceae; Bacillariales; Bacillariaceae
Source: the annotation of a GenBank genome assembly
CUCUUUCCUUCUCGUCUUUCAGUGCAAAAGCAGCGCUUCCUUYCCGCAGCGGGAUUUUCGAAGCCACCACAAACCAUAGGAACAGCAAAGACACGGCUCGGAACAGAUCCCCGCGAUGAACCCCGGAGGCGACMGAGGCAGGUCUUGCAGCGAAAGCAAUGGGGACGGCAAGGGCAAUGGCCAUGGCGGUGGCGGUGGCGAUGGCAAUGGCAAUAGAGACGACAACGACAACGACAACGACAAGGGCGUGGAGAUGGCCGCCCGUUCCCUGAUCGCCAAACUCAAGGGCGAUUUCCGGGCCGAGGGAAAGCGCACGUGCCGCGAUUGCCUCCGUUCCAAGACACUGCCCUGUCCGAGGGUGGUGGAGSUCGCCGAGCAAGGCUUCCCGGCGGGUGCCGAAGGCGGCGGUGCCCUCCCAGUACUCGCAAGGGCGCAAAKGAUCCUCCUGGCCGGCUGCAAGAACGCGCUCCCCCCGGAAGGCGGUCUCGGGGCCGAAGCGGAUCGGACGUCGCUGGUUUGCAUGGACCAAACCUCCGCGGUGCUGCGGUUUGUCCAGCUGCUGCUGCUGCUCUCGGAGCGSGGACACGGCGAGGCCCCGGCCGAAACCUGUUCCGUCGCGGAGGCCCACAAGAUGACGGGGUCCCUCCUGCGGRAGUGGACGAGCGGGAUGUCCGCCUUUCUGGGGGCCAAGCGGAUUCGGGGGACCGGGGCUUCGUCGUCGUCGUCKUCUUCUUCUUCUUCCGGGGGCGCGGGGGACGGGAAGGAUCCGCUCACGGCGGACGCCACCAUUGGGGUUCGCCGCGGACCCGUCUUUUGCCACGCCUUUUGCUCGCUCCUGCGCAUGAACGAGUACGUGCAGAAACGCGGACCCCUGCUGGUGCCGUUGUGGAAGGGCAUCUGCGACCUGGCGGAAACGCUCGUGGCGAUCGACGACGAGGACGACGACGGCGAAGCGAGUGGCGGGGGGAAGGAGGACGGUGAUGACGACAAUGACAACGACGACAAUGACGACGACGAGAACGACGACAGUGAUUGGAGGGACCACUUGCCUCCCAGCCUCCUCGGUGACGCGAUUCGAAUCCUGGGCGAUUUCAUUCGAGAGGGGAAAGAGCGSCUGGAACUGGGAKYCGCCGCGCGUUGCUUGGUUCYCGGCAAGACCGACACAAGCRCAGCCGGGAACGACCCGAUCGCCUUUCAGGGAAAGUUUGUCGGCUUCCUCGUCGCCCGGAUGGCGCACCUCUUGAGGAUCUGCUUUUCCGUUCGGGGCCACGGGGUGGCGCAAGACGAAAACACCCGAGCGGGGAACGCACCAACCCACGACGCCUGGAGGUCGCUCCUGGGGCUGAGGGGCACGGCAACGGCGCUCCAGCUGCUCCGUUCGGCCGAAGACAACCGCGCUGCUUCCGCGCAGGACACGGAUCUGGCGGUGCUCAAGGUCUACUGCGAGCUUGCGGCCAAAGCGGGAAAGUGCGUCGCGGGGAUCGUGGUGCCGAAGACGAACGGAACCAAGAAUCGGCCAAGAGUGCUCACACCGGCCCUGGAGAGCCUCUUGCGGAGCGAAAUGGUGGAUCGCGGCGACGCCGAUGACGGRAAAAACGAGGAAUCCCACCGCCACAGAGAUUGCGACGACGACGUUCGGUCGAGAGCUCUUCGGUUGAGUACCAUGGGAAGAACCACCGGAAAGGUAUUGGUGUUGCAGCAGGUCCUUCAGUUGAUUCUUGGGAAAGGCGGUGGUUCCGGAACGGCCGAACCGCUCCUGGCAACGAUGGAAACCCUGCUUUCCUCGUCGAUUCCCCAGUGCCUCUCCGCCUGCAUCGUUGCGGUGCGGAGCGGGGGCGGCGGGCCCGGAGCGAUGCCCACCCAAGCGACGCUCCCCUCCACGAUCGUCGACGGGUCCCUCGGGGCCAUGGCGCGGGCCCUCCGGGAGAUCGAAUCGUCGCCGGAUCUCGCGGCCCCCUCCCAGCGGGGGGCCUACAACCGGUUGCUCGUGCGGUGGCUGGCGAGCGKAACCGGCGGCACUCCCAGGACUCCSAACGCCAGUGCAUCCGCACCACAACGCCGGCACCCGUGCCGGCAGCACCCCCUGGCACGAGAGAUGGUCUUGUCCCUCCUCCACACGCACCUCGCCGGAACGAUGGCGAACGCCCGCGAGCCCGGGAGUCCCGGCAGUGGGCCCGGGCUCCUGGCCUGCCUGACGAAAUUGUGGAUGGAUCCGCGCACGAGCCUCCUGCUCCGGCGAAACAUCGGGGCCUUGCUSGUGCGGCUGCAGUCCCCGCCGCCCUCCGGCGGCGCGAGCGAGGCUUUCCAAGAAACGGUCCGSCGGAAGAUCGAGGCCGAGUUUGMGGCCUGGUGGAACCAAGGCGCGGCCUUGCACCAAGCGCCGGGGAAGCGCAAGCGCAAACGGAACMGGUGCCCCUCGCCCCUCCGCUUGCGGCAGCAGGACGUGCUGGUCGUGUCCCGKGUGCUAGGUUCCGGAAGAACCGUGUCCAGGRGCUUGGGGUCUUCUUCCGYSGGAGGGGAAUGCCUUUCAAAAACGCUCCGCAAAGAGUUUUCGAGGCUGUCCUCGGUCUGCGCGAAUCCCUCCGCCCAGAGCGGGAGGGAACUGCUGGCCUUUGCGGACAGAAACUCGCUCCUGCUGGCGUGGCUGGAACGAUUCGUCGCCGCCGGACCGGGUUCUUCGUCGCUGGAACGCUUCCGGCAGGUUACGGGGCUGGACGCGUUCUCCGACGUGAUGCAGCCGGUGCUGUCCCUGGUGUCGUCGCUGAAAUUCAAACCAAAGCACGGCAGCGAUGGCAAUGGCAAUGGCAAUAGCAAUGGCGACAGCACCCAAACACUAAAGAARAAAGUGAUGCUGUACGCUGCCGCGAUGCGCCUCUCGGCCACCACGGCCACCGCCUUUGGCGAAAACGGCAAGCUGCCCCUCGAGAAGGUGUGCCUCCUGAUCAAGCACGCGGUUCAGAAGGAAGCCUUCCGAGAAACCAACGGCAACGCCAUCGACGGUGCCGUUCUCCGGGAMCAGCACUCGAUCCUAACGUUCGAGGCGUUGAACCUGCUAAGGUGCAUCGGAAAAGCCAUACCGAGUGUCUGCUCGGAUCGAGUUCUCCGGGUAAGUAAYCUUCGCAUCGAAAUACGGCAGAACCAAURAAAUCUCGUUCCCAACCAAUACCGCAACAGAGCCAAACACCCYACUCACACUUKUUUUUGAAAGACGAUCCGGCGGGCGUUUUCGUCCUUUCUUUCGUCCGACGAUUGGGCGGUGGCAUCGCUGGGCAUCUCCUCCGUCAUGUCCUUUGGAUCCGACCUCCACGAAGCCCACCAGCAGAUUCUGCCGCUCUGCCUCUCCCGGUCCAGCACGGGGCUCUUCCAGGCCCGCGCCAGCGGCCGGGUCUGGAGGGGGACCGACCCCGACGGGAAUCCACKCACCGUCGAAGCAUCCGAAUCCGUCUUGGGCGUCGUGGACAAGAUGGCACACCAAUGGCACGGGGCCACCCAUCCCGCCGAGGGGAGGAAGCCCACGGUCCGCGGCGUCCUCGGUUCGACGACCGCGUCCRCGAUCGCGCACGGGUCCUACGUUCUGGAAAUGCCCACCCAGGGRRACCGAACGGCGACGGUGGUCUUUCCACCCGGUCCGCAAUCCCUCGAGGACAUUCGCUACAUGCUCGGGCUGCAAGACGGCGGGGAGGUCCCGGCGAAGCGGCUGAAGCGCGCCGUUGCCACGGCCGGAGGCGGCCUCCGGAUGCUGCUGGUGCCGGUCUGACYGGGAUGUGCACGCAUAGAAUUUUUUCCUAGCCUGCCAGAAAGCAGGGAAUACACAGGUAGAUCGAUG